CCUCCCGUCGCUGCCUCCACGAUACCUGAGCCCCUCGCCCGCUGUCGUCGCAGGACUGCCUCCGCACUGCCUCAGCCCGCAAUCUAACUCACGCCGGCCGCACCGCUCCACCCGUGCCUGAGUCUCGUGCGAUCGCCGCUUGCUUAACUCGCUACUCCGUUACCUGGCCCGUGACGACCUGCCUCGACACCUGGUAUAACAAAACCCUGCGCCCGCCGCUGCUGCCAGAUGCUCUUUCGUCGUAGCUACUGGUAGCUCGCUGCGCGAUUCCCACAGUCGUUAUACCACCUUCCCUUCUCUUCGCUUCGUCCACCGCCGGGUCGGUUUACCUCGUCCUUUCUUUUAAUUCAUUCCUUUCGACCAGAGCUAUGGGGAAGCUAAUCAAGAACCACUGGGCGCGCCUCAUCGUGCUGACGGCUGCUGCUUACCAAAUCUGCGCGGCAAUCGAAGCCUUCUUCUGGCCCAAGAUCUUCUGGGACUUCCUGACCAAGAAUCUCGAUGGCGGCGUUAAGCCCAUACCGAUCCUUCAAGUCGUCAACGUCAUCAUGGGUGUCGUCGGUCUCGCAUGGGAGUGGCCGCUCGGAAUGCUCGCCGGUUCUGGAUUGCAUCGCUCCAUCGAAGCUCGCCUCAUUAUCUACCCCCUCAGCUCUCUCGUUGCCCUCUUGAUAUACCAGGGUACCAAUGCCGGUCUGUACUAUAUUGUCGGCAUGAUUGCGUACUUCUGGGCAUACAGCGAAGGCGAGGUUGUCUGCCCCGAACCCUGGACUCUCCCCAAGCGCGGCUCCACCGCUCGACGGACCAUAUAGACGUUUCCCUCCACUCCAAUUUAACUCACUUCGCACGACCUUUUCUCGCAAGACGGAGUUCCACGUGGAUGAUUACCUCUUCGAUCUCAUCUCAACCCCAUUUCCCGAUUUCUCGAUACCAACCUUUUUCGACCAUGAUCCGCUACGUUACGGCAGCGGAGGCGUUUUUUUUGGCGGCACGAACGAACGAAAGAAAGACCGGGGCGGAGCGCUUUCCUUUUGACGCAUCUCAGCAAUACGCUACG
This is a messenger RNA of Trematosphaeria pertusa, 1051 nucleotides long. RefSeq lists its product as uncharacterized. The coding region runs from base 369 to 806 and encodes 145 amino acids. The transcript is spliced from 3 exons. The record is from RefSeq and is a predicted model, not a curated record. NCBI's taxonomy places the organism in Eukaryota, Fungi, Ascomycota, Dothideomycetes, Pleosporales, Trematosphaeriaceae.